UCUAGCGCCACAUUAGUUCGCUGAUUUCGAAAUUCACAUGUGCUCUCUUUUUCUGCGAUCGUCUGCUUCAGUCACUCACGCUUCAGCUUGUACAACUGUUCGUUAUUUCAAUUAGCGAAGUCCACGUAAUUAUCAGAAGAAGUGAUAUUAGAUUAACUCCAUCAUGUCUCAACCAAUUAAUGGUACAGUGAAGUUUUUCAAUGCUGACAGAGGGUACGGAUUUGUCACCCCGAGCAAUGGCGGCAACGAUGUUUUUGUUCACCAUACUGCCAUCAAGAUGGACGGAUUCAAAAAGCUUGAAGAAGGCCAAAAUGUAGCGAUGUUCACAGAGCCGGGGAAAAAAGGUCCCCAGGCAACAGAAUGUACAGUCCUACCUUAACGAUGUCCGGUGUCCAGCGCUUCAAAUAUUUUGCAUGAUUUUUGACUUUUACUGUUUGACCUCAAAAGUCUGACGGGCAGCAGGCCAAGUAACUGACUGUUACAGCCGUGUAUUUUGGUAUACAGCUGAAAUGAGCAGCUUUCUUCUGAUCUGGUGGUAGUUUUUCAGAUUUCUCUAUCUAUUUUGUCUGAACUUUCAUUUGCAAUUAUUAUUUCAAGUGCAUUUCGAUUGAUUUUCUUUGGUACCGUAGUCAUACAGUCUUCAGGUCUUAGUUUGCUCAUCAGGCUGAAAAGCUUAAGAUUUAGGCCUGGGGGUUUGCAGGCUCAAUUGUCUUAACAAAGUGUGUUGUGAAGUGUUUAUAUACAGAUAUAUCUGUAUAUUUUUCACCAGUUUGCUAAAGCAUUGAAGCGAGAUUAGGUUAUUCUCACUAAAGCAUGAAAGCGCUUGCAGACUUACCAUACACUGCAGUUUAAAAGGGUGUGUUUGAGAGUGUGAAGCGUUUUGGGUCUGUCUCACAAAGAGCCCCUGUAAAAUAACUCUUGUUGCUCGGGAAGCAAACCCAGCUGUCCCCCUGGCUGCCUGGAGCAGAGCGGAGCAUUUUGGUCUGGUUAGGGUACCGGUAUAUUUCAAAUAGCAGAAUACUGGAAUAGGGUCAAUGUCGUCGGGUAUUUUGUAUGAACAUCUUUUCAAUUUUAUUUAAAACUCUUAGACUCCUUGGGCAUCUGAAAACAAAUAACAAAAACUAAUCCCAUACAGCCAUGGACGAGAGGGUGAUGGUACUCCCGCAUGAUUAGGCGACUUUCUUCUUCUUCAGGAUAAAUGUGUAAAUCUUAUAUCAGUAUAUAGGCUACAGAUAAUGUUCAUUGUCUGGAGCUGCUAUGACAAGCAGCAUAGGUUCAAGAUGUAAAAUAGGGCUUGGAAUGGGGGUAUUCAUAGCUCUUUUUAUGAGAUUGACUUGUCAAUGUACUCUUCUUAUUUGCCAUAGACUGAUAGAGGAGCGUGGAUGAUAGACUAAACAGUUGGGCGAGGGAAGUGUACAGGUGUGGGAUAGCAGUUGAUAAAUUUGUUAGCAGCUGGACGAAUUCUUCAUGAACUAAACUGUAUAACCAAAACAUGCUAGUGGUGAUACCAAUUUGGACUGCUGCCAUGUUGUCUAUGGGAUCCUAAAGUGUAGAAUUAUUGAGUAAGAAGACAUAAGUUGCAUGCAAUUUAUUGACUUUGAUGUUGCCGAAGGGUUAAGGAUUGAUUUCGUAAUAAAGUAUCUUCAAUUUUACUGGUAGAAUCUGUAUAUUCAGUAGAAUGUUGUUCGCUGGUGGAAAACUUUCUAUACGGUUCUUUAAAAAAGAAGGCAUAAUCUUUGCAGCUGGUGUCCUGUGUGGAUUUUUCAUAAGGACUUUGAUGGCUAAGAGGUAUACUUCAAUCUAAAUUUGUAGUGAUGCCCCGGUGAACCAUCAAUCCCAAUCUUCAGAAGAUGAUAAUUCGUUAGAAAAUUAUAUCCUCUCAAUGAAGAAACAAAUUGAAGAUUGGGGAAAGCAGUCUGAUAGUGGGCAAAAUAAUCAGAAAGAACUGGCUCCUGAAUGUUUCAUGAAAGUUCCUGAAAUCAUACAAUAUGCUGGUUAUCCAUUCGAACUUCACACUGUGACGACGAGUGAUGGUUAUAAUCUUGGUCUUCACAGAAUACCCCAUGGCAAAGACGAGGCAGAAGAUAAGAAAUUAACUCAGAAACCAGUAGUUUUACUACAACAUGGACUACUUGCUGAUUCUGCCAACUGGGUUUCGAAUGGAAGAAGCGACAGUCUAGCAUUUCUGCUAGCGGAUUAUGGAUUGGAUGUUUGGUUGGGAAAUGUCAGAGGAAACACAUACUCUAGAAGUCAUGUGAAAUUAGAUCCAAAUGUUGAUGAAAAGUUUUGGAGAUAUAGUUGGCAACAGUUCUCUGAGAUUGAUCUCCCAGCAAUGGUCGAUUACAUUAUUGAAAAAACAAGAAAUAAGAAAAUUUAUUAUAUUGGCCACUCUCAGGGAACAUUAAUCAUGUUUGCAAGAUUAGCUGAAGAUCCAGAUUUCAAUGAAAAAAUUCAUUUGUUUAUUGGCCUUGGUCCUGUUUUCAAUUUGAAAGGAAUAAAAAGUCCAAUAAAAUAUCUAGCUCAAUUUUACAAUACAUUGGAGAUGGGCCAGUGGAUGAUGGGUGGGGCUGAAUUGCUGCCAAACUCAGAAGCAGGUAAAUGGCUUGGCACAAAAUUGCACAAUUUUAUUGAAGGAAAUCCUGAUGUAAAAAUCCAUGGGGAAAACAUGUUGCUGAAUAUAGCAGGUUUUAGCCCAAGACGAUACUGCAGGGAUCGUUUACCUGUGUAUAUUUCUCACAUUCCUGCCGGAACAUCGAUACAAAAUAUCAUACAUUUUGCACAAAUGAUAUGGCAUAAUGAAACUAGAAAAUACAGAUUUGAUACAGAGGAAUCAAAUAUAGAAAAAUAUGGAUCAGCUGUUCCACCAGGAUAUGACCUGGGUGCAAUAAAAACUCCUAUUGCUUUGUAUUGGGGUUCUGAUGAUUGGUUUGCAGAUUCAGAAGAUGUUCUGUCUAUACUACCACGGUUGAAAACAUUGGUUAAAACAAAAGAACUGAAAGAUUGGGAUCAUUUAGAAUUCCUUUAUGGUUCAGAAGCAGCAGAUACAUUAUACACAGAAUUGGCUGAAGUGAUAAAAGACUUUGAAAUCAAAUUUCAAAAUUAUGAAUCUAGACAUGUUGAUUUGUAAACUAAGCUAUAUUUAUUUAUCACGUUAUUAAUUUUUGAAUGUGAAUGUAAUAGUUAAUGGCAGUUGUACAUGUAUAUUUUAAGUCCCAAAAUAUGAUAUAUUUUAAACAAUUUUUUUAGUUACAAUGCUCCCAUUCAUUCUUUUUUACACAAUACCUCAUUUUCCAUGCAUGCCCACUCACUGCUUUGUAUGUUUUAAUGUCAAAAGUAUUCUCUGCAUGGAUGCAAUAUUUAAACUUAACUAAUAAAUUUGACUUUCCAAUGAAAAACUUCAUUGGUUUGCUAAAUCUGUUGAAUGCAGGCGUCAUUUAUGAUGCAUAUACCAUUUUAUUCCCAGUUUAUCAUUCAUAACAUUUUAUUUCUUCGAAUUUAUGAUAAUAUUUUGAACCAAAUUCUAUUUUAGAAA
Styela clava is the source of this 3532-nucleotide messenger RNA. Its product is annotated as lysosomal acid lipase/cholesteryl ester hydrolase-like. Gene Ontology annotation, biological process: lipid metabolic process. Gene Ontology annotation, molecular function: hydrolase activity, acting on ester bonds. Lineage: Eukaryota; Metazoa; Chordata; Ascidiacea; Stolidobranchia; Styelidae. The record is from RefSeq and is a predicted model, not a curated record.